UGUCAUUUGUGAGUAUUUUAAAUUUAAUGUGUAAUAAAAAUAAAUUAAUAUGGAUACAAGAAAAAAUGAAAAUUCAGUUGUCGAACUUGUCAAGGAAAAAACAGUUUCACUGAGUAAAACUUUUUACAUAAGUUUUUGUUGGCUUGUUGUUGCUUGUUUGAGUUCAAUCACCCUUGAAGUUGGUGCUCGUUCACCACUCGGUUAUUCAGUCACAAAAUCAGCAGCAUUUAAUAAAAUAUUUCGUCGAAAUUACAGUAUGAAAAUUUAUAUAGAAAGUGGUAAUUUAUUGUCAUCAAUAUUGAGUACGGGUUUGAUAACUAUGGCACGACAAACAAAUAAUCCUUAUCUGUAUAUACCUUGGCUCAUCAACACCAUGUGUGGCAUGCUUAUCAAUGAAGCUCCAGCAUUUUGUAAUUUUAUCAACACACAAAUACCAUAUGCUCCUUUACCAGCAUUAAUAUUUGCAUUUACAUCAAUUAUCCUAUUUGUUGAAGAAAUUUGUAUUUGGUGUAAUGCACUUGAAAUUUUUAUGAUUGAUUGGAAAAAAUAUGUGAAUAAAAAUCAUAGCCAUAUUGAAGUUGAACUUCGCAAUGUUGAAAAUAAAAAUAUUCUUGUUAAAUCUGAUGAUGAUAAUAUGAUACAAAAUAAUUUCGAUCAACAUAAAAUAUCAAGUAACUCAAAACGUGCUAAAAGUUUGACAAGUGUUGUAAAUUAUUCAAAGAAAAAUUUAUAAAUACUUAAAGUAUUCAUUUAACUAUGACGAGAUUAUUUUCAAAAAUUCAAAAUAAACAGGAAGUUAUUGGAUCAAUAUGGCGAUGAUAUUUUGCGCAUGUGCGUUAGUAAUUACGACUGAAGAAAAAAAAAUAA
Messenger RNA from Aphidius gifuensis, 867 nucleotides. RefSeq lists its product as uncharacterized. The coding region runs from base 50 to 733 and encodes 227 amino acids. The record is from RefSeq and is a predicted model, not a curated record. The transcript has 4 exons. NCBI's taxonomy places the organism in Eukaryota, Metazoa, Arthropoda, Insecta, Hymenoptera, Braconidae.